Microthlaspi erraticum is the source of this 630-nucleotide messenger RNA. The record is from the annotation of a GenBank genome assembly. Lineage: Eukaryota; Viridiplantae; Streptophyta; Magnoliopsida; Brassicales; Brassicaceae.
AUGGCGACGACACUAACAAACAAAGAGCUUUUCUGGGAUGGAAUCGCAAAGAUUUUUACGGAAAAGCAAGCAGAUGUACGGCUAAAACCAUGUGACGACAAAGAUGAGGAGGCAGCUAUCUUUGCCCAUAAGAUUCUCCUGUCUGCAAGAUCAAAGGUGUUUAAGAUGAUCUUUGAAUCAGACAAAUUCAAGGCUUCGUCCAUGAUGGAGACAGUCACUGUCGAGGAUCUAAAUCACGAAGAGUUAGUGGCUUUCGUUGAGUUCCUCUAUAGCGACGGCGCUAUUCUCUCAGGGAAAGCGAAGAAACACGUUGUGUCACUCUAUCGUGCAGCCCACAAAUAUGAGAUUCCGCAUCUGGGAGACCUAUGCAGAUAUGUGCUUAUAUCAUCUCUUAGAUCUUGUAAUGCUCUCAAAGUUCUUGCGCUCUCUGAAAUCCCUUCUGAUGAUGCCCUCUGUGAUGCCGCCUUGAAAGUUAUCAAAACCCAUAAAAGCACUAUUUCUACCUCUGCUGCGUUCAAGGAAUUCGCCGUCCUCCAUCCAGUUCUUACCGUGAAGAUAAUGAAGGCUAUUUCGUUGAAGCGAAAGCCUUGUGUCCAUUGUCAGAAAUGUAAGUCAUGUGAUUUUUCGUAG